AUGAGAUUCUUCCUUGGGGAGAGACGGCCGGAGAAGAAGCAAAAGAAAGGUACCGUCACUGUGGCUUGUGGGGCAACAGGGAGUCAUGCCGGACCCUAA
Messenger RNA from Penicillium oxalicum, 99 nucleotides. RefSeq lists its product as uncharacterized. NCBI's taxonomy places the organism in Eukaryota, Fungi, Ascomycota, Eurotiomycetes, Eurotiales, Aspergillaceae. The transcript has a single exon. Bases 1 to 99 code for a protein of 32 amino acids. The record is from RefSeq and is a predicted model, not a curated record.